AUACGUGUGAACUUACAACGAAGAUGACAAAGUAACGAUAUCAAAUGGGUUUACCAGUGCAUUUGCCCGUUGAUAAGAAGAAGUUUUUACUAAUAUACCCAGCUGUCUUAACGAUCGGCACACUUUUCAAUCUCUUGAUCCCACAUGGAUGGAUUGUCUAUGGUAGAUCUCUGUAUUGGUUCUCAUCGAGGAAUUCCAUCAAUAGGAUCUUUGCAUACAAUGGGAACCUUAUAUUCCUCAUACUGUUUCCUUGCAUAGCCUUAUCAAGAUUAAGGGAGCAGAACUAUCGCUGGAAGAAGAACACACUGGUAGAGUACGUCGUUAAGUUCUUCACAAAACAGAUCAGUUUGUACAUCUUGUUCUUUAUCAUCGACCGUCUCUUCCUGUAUACUGGUGGUACAUGCCACGUCCAACCUUCGCAUGUGAAGUCAGCUGCCGAGAGGGCAAUGGAUGCAAAGAGUUGUAAUACGAUUUACGGUAUUUGGCAAGAGGGGACAUGUGUGUUAACAGCAACGCGACUGUCGAGGAUGAUCACAGAUUCUCAAGUUUGUAGACGUUUUGGCAAGUGGCACGGUGGAUUUGAUAUAUCUGGACAUUUUUGUUUCAUAGUUACGCUCAGCACCGUAUUUUGGUUCGAACUGAUAAACUUCACCACCUCCUGUGAUUUGGAGAGUCUCAGGGACUCAAAGUUGAAGAAGUCAACAGUUAUUUUACAAUGGGUGCUGUUGAUAGUGUUGGCAAUUUGGAUCCAGAUGCUUUUUAUCACUGCAGUUUUUUACCAUUCAUUCAUAGAGAAGGUAUUGGGGCUUCUGUUUGGGUACAUUACACCAUUCAUGAUGUACUACCUCAUACCGAAAUAUAUACCUACAGUGUAUAUUCAAAAUUAAUAAUACAAUG
Messenger RNA from Williopsis jadinii, 897 nucleotides. RefSeq lists its product as uncharacterized. Bases 45 to 887 code for a protein of 280 amino acids. The transcript has a single exon. Lineage: Eukaryota; Fungi; Ascomycota; Saccharomycetes; Phaffomycetales; Wickerhamomycetaceae. Gene Ontology annotation, cellular component: endoplasmic reticulum membrane. The record is from RefSeq and is a predicted model, not a curated record. Gene Ontology annotation, biological process: phospholipid biosynthetic process; lipid storage; lipid droplet organization.